CACCGUUCGUCUUGUCUCGAGGAGCCCCGAGCUUGGUUUCUCUACCUGACGACACCGACGUCUCCCAUCAUUCAACUCCACCUCCCUACCCGAUCAUCUACCUCCAUUCAACUACACCUCCCUCCACCAUCUCCAUCCAUUCAAUUCCACCUCUCUACCCCAUCAUCUCCCUCCAUUCAACUCCACCUCCCUCCCCCAUCUCCCGCCUUCCUUCCCACACUUCCUCCCGCCCCCACUGAUCCCCUCCCCCUCAUCACGUGCCGCUUCGAGUGGCAAAUUCCAGCGGUAACGACGAGGGGAGAUGGAGCAGGAGAGAGACGGGAGCUUCAAAUAAUGACCAGGGUCAUUUCAAAGAUAGCAUUCAGCAUAUAAUUGUUACGUGUGCAUUUUUAGUUUAAAUCAGAUUAGUGGCUUAAUUCAAUAUAAAACAAACGUUAAAUAAAGCUCAUAUCGAGUACAUCGUGGGUAGCGCUGUUUGUUGCAAGCCGCUUGACGUUUUGGCCCUUUGAGUCUGUGGUCAGCAGCUGUGUUUAAAAUAUCAAAACCUCGGACAAAUUUUUAUUUUGUUAUCAUCGAGAACAUUCACUUUAUUCAACAACAAAAAUUACACGCUUAUUUAAAUACCAGUUAUGUCAGCCCAAGUGGAAAACCCAGGAGAUGGAUAUGGAACAAAUCCUGGAUCAGAAUCAAUGGCUCCAGGGUCUGGAGCCCCAGCCCCAGGAUCUGGAAUCGCGCCUUCAGGAACCGAAAUCUCAGCUGCAGGGUCUGGAACAGCCGGAGAGACGGAUCAGAAGGGCGGGUUCUUUGCAAGAAAGUCGGCGAAGAAGAAGUCCCAGGAGAAAGGCCUGGAGGAGAGGGCUCAGCGUUUCCGUGACGACGGCGUGCGACACAAGGCCAAGCUUAUUGGGGUGGAUGAUGUGAGUGACUCACGCGGGGAGAAGCUCUGCCAGGACUCCAUGAUGAAGCUGAAGGGUUUUGCCGCGGCCGCUCGCUCCCGCGGGGAGCACAAACAGAGGGUGGUGAUCCACUUGUCGCUCAGCGGACUCCGAAUCUCCGAUGACAAGUCCGCCGUGGUGGAGCACGAGUCUGUGCUGGAGAAGAUCUCAUUCAUAGCGAAGGACUCGACGGAUACGCGUGCGUUCGGUUUCGUGUGCGGAGCCGAGGGGCAGCACCGGUUCUACGCAAUCAAAACGGCGCAGCUGGCUGAGACGGUGGUUGCAGACUUGAGGGAUCUCUUUCAGGUCGUGCAGGGUCUGAAGAUGAGGGUCAAGGUUGAAGACCCUGGGGUUGAGCAGAUAACACCAAACGAACAGAGUCAUGAUGGAGACACAAUGCAGGGUGGAGAGACACUGUUUGGACGUGACGAAGACACCAACAAAAUCACGAAUGGACUGGAUCAGCUGGAUCUGUUUGGGGUCAUGUCGACCCAGCCGGACAUCAGCAUCAGCCCGACUAGGGCCUCAUCCCAGCCACCGUCUUGGUUCUCCUUCAACGAUAACCACAACCACGUCCCCUCUCCUCUCUCCGAACCAAGCCCGUGGGGGUCCGCCCCCCCCCAAACCACUCCCUCAUCUACGAGUCCUGCAGUAAACCCCUUUGCCGACAUACACGCAACAUCAUUGCCACCGUCAUCAUCACUUUCAUCAUUGGCACCGGGGAACCCGUUUGCGCACGGAUACAUGGAUUCGCUGCGUAACGGAUCAUCAGCUCUUCCGGCCACCGCUGCCGCCGCUAUCAUCACACCACCCCCCAGGAACAAGAACAACGUGUCUAAUCGAGCAGCCGGCUCCCAACACAUGCAGACUCCGGGAUCACUUGAGCUCUUUGGCUCAGAUCUGUUCUCAGCUGACGCCUCCUCGACUGGCCCGAGCCUGUACACCGCCGCCUCAACACAGUCCAAUAUAGCCGCCCUGCAAGGCCUACACACCGCCAUCACCACCGCCGUCACCUUCGGCUCCCAAAUGCCGUACCCACCGAGGCCCUCCGGCUUCUCACAGGCGGCGCCGACGGCCCACCUCCCGAAGCCUCCAACCGCGAUCCCCAGUCCCCAGGCCUUUCCGGUACUGGCGGUAGCCGGAGCAUUUGGCCUCGCUCAGGCUCCGUUCGGUGCCCAGUCACAGCCGGCAUCGGCGUGGGCCUCGCCACCUGGCAUGGCCUACCGAGCCACGUCGCCCGCCAUCGGCGCCGGUGUGUGGCCGCCGUGCGGGCCGCCGCCAUCGCCGUGGGGUGCAGCGCAGCCGGCGGCGAUGGCUCAAGCCGCGGCUCAGUCCUAUCAGCCCAAUCACUUCCAGGUCGCGCCAAUUUUGACGCCGCCGGUCGCGAUGCCGGUCGCGGUGCCGGUACGUGGUGUUGCAGUGCACGGGGAGAGGCCCAGGCCAUCGCAGACGGACGCGUUCCAGAUGCUGGACCCGCUGGGCAGUGGUGGCGCCGGGGCCGGGGCCGGGGCCGGGGCCGGUGUCGGGGCUGAUGUGCCGUGGGGGAAGGAGAUGUUCAAGAUGGCACAGCCGGCGAAACCGUCACUCAGCCAGAUGCAGAACGGUGCGGGAGCAACCAUGCCAUCGACCAAUCAGCAGUGGCCUGGGCAGAGCCUUGCAGGGACAACCGCCUUCCCCACAGCCAAUCAGCAUCAGCCGGCACAGCCCACCCCCACAGGGGCCAUCCUCGGAGCUCCUUCAUUGGUACCACAGGUUCCUUGGCAGCAGGGGCCAACAGGUUCCGAUGCUUUUGGUGGUAACCCGUUUGGCUUGUGAGGGUGGCAAAGCCACCCAGAGAUCCCCACCAUGAGUCACCCAUCCUCCCCACGAGUCCAGGCGCCUGGUCCCCCCCGGCCUAUGGUGGGCCCCAGUGCAAUUGCACUGCCUGCACACUCGCUCGUUAGUUAUACACCAGGGCCUAGGUGAGUCUUCCGUUUGGCAAAUCGAUUUCUCAGAUUACAGAAUUACAAAUGAUCAGCAAAACUCGAAUAUUCGUAAAAAGCCGAUUAAGAUAUCUAACACAAAAUAAUCCUUAGCGUCAUAUUCUUGGGUCUUUCGGUAAAGUCACGUAGAUAGGUUCAAAGAAAUUUUAAAAAAAGAACAAACAACUACGAUGUUUCGAUCGCAACACAAGCGAUCGAAACGUCGUAGUUUUUUGUUAUUUUCUUUGAAUCUAUCUACGUGACUUUACCGAAAGACCCAAGAAUAUGAAUUCUUACAUUCACGAAAGCUUUAAGUCAAGAUUGAAUCCUUAGCGUCGUCGUGGAAAAUAUAAUAAAAAAUAUAAUCAGGCACUACGUCUCAUAUCUGCCCCUCCACAUAACACAUCUCAUUGGCCACAGCCUUCUGGAAAUGCAUAUGAUCAGAAUUGGUUCAACAAAGCAAAACUCUAAACUGGUUUCUACAUCAGCAGUCAUGCUUGCUUAAACCAAUGCUGGUGAAAUAGUUGUUUUGGUGAUGUGAUAAUCACCGGUAUAGUCUGAACACCACUUAAGGUGGAUUACAAUUCCAACGCCAAUGCCUGAAUGUUAGGAAUGUAGACACUGCAAACACUAUUAAGAUUCGUAGCUACCCAGCGCAAUUAACGAAGCCAAUUCGUGGUAUGUUUGGCGAUCGCGUACGGUAUAGUUUUGUGGACGUGUUGCUUAAACGAUGAUUGAAAUGUAUGGAUUUAAUUGUCAAAAACAAUAUUUGCACACAUUUUAUUUAUGUGCAAUGUCAAAAAAUUUGUGCAUAAAACAUGAAUUUUACUUUU
Messenger RNA from Lethenteron reissneri (Far Eastern brook lamprey), 3729 nucleotides. Its product is annotated as disabled homolog 2-like. The record is from RefSeq and is a predicted model, not a curated record. Gene Ontology annotation, cellular component: cytoplasm; intracellular membrane-bounded organelle. NCBI's taxonomy places the organism in Eukaryota, Metazoa, Chordata, Hyperoartia, Petromyzontiformes, Petromyzontidae.